Leptopilina heterotoma is the source of this 1707-nucleotide messenger RNA. Its product is annotated as piggyBac transposable element-derived protein 4-like. The record is from RefSeq and is a predicted model, not a curated record. Bases 1 to 1707 code for a protein of 568 amino acids. The transcript has a single exon. Lineage: Eukaryota; Metazoa; Arthropoda; Insecta; Hymenoptera; Figitidae.
AUGGAGGAAGAUGUGGAGUUGGUCGAUAUUCCAAGUGAUAGUGACUCUAUUGAUGACUUAUGUGUUUCCGAUAUUGAUGAUGAUUUCAACAUUAGGAAUAAACGAAAUGAAGCUACUAAGCAGAUUAGUUCUGCUAUCUUUGAUGAAGAAGAUUCUGCAGACGAUGUCUCAGAUAGUGAUGAAAAGUGGGUAAAAUCAGGAAAGAGGAAAAGGGAUGCUCCCUUUACUAGAAAUGUUGGACCUAAUAUUCCCGAUAAUGUCAAAACGCCAUCAGAAAUAUUUCUUUGCUUAUUUUCCGAUGAUUUGCUUGACUUGAUUGUUCAAGAAACAAAUCGUUAUUUGCAACAAAAGGGAUAUAAACAACCACCCACUACUAAAGAAGAAUUGUUGAUUUUCUUGGGCAUUAAUAUUUUAAUGGGUGUUAAAAAUUCUCCUUCUUAUCAGGAUUACUGGUCUGCCAAUCCGCAACUAAAUGAUCCUUACAUAAGUUCGUUGAUGUCUGUUGUUAGAUUCCGAUUUUUUCUUGGUUGUUUACACAUCACCGAUAACAGUACAGAACCAAAAAAGGGUAAUGCGGCUUAUGACAAGUUAUAUAAAUUGCGGCCUUUUCUAGAUAAGGUGAAUGAAAAUUUAAAAAAAAAUUUUAUGUCAAAUAAAUACCAAAGUGUCGAUGAAUCUAUGAUAAAAUGCAAAGGUCGUAGUAGCAUGAAACAAUACAUGCCACUCAAACCUAUAAAACGGGGAUAUAAGUGCUGGGUUCUAGCAGAUCCAUCAGGUUAUGUAUGCGAAUUUCAGAUGUACACAGGUAAGACUGAAAGUACGGAAAAGCAGUUCGGAGCAAGAGUAGUAAAAGAUCUCACUCGCGAAUUGAAGGGCAACAAUCACCAUGUUUAUUUUGAUAACUUUUUCACAGGGGUAGAUCUUAUGAUAUCUCUGAAAAAAGAUAAAAUUUUUGCUUGCGGUACUGUACGUCAGAAUCGAUCAAGAUUGCCAAAAAGUGAAGUGCAAGACAAACAAAUGAAACAUGGUGAUAGCGAAUUCCGAACAUCGAAUACGGGUAUUCGAUGGGUCAAAUGGAUGGACAAGAAGGCAGUCUACUUCUUGUCUAACUAUCAUGACCCUCGUGAAACUGCGCCGGUGAAUCGUAAACAAAAAGAUGGCACGCUGAAACCCACCAGUUGUCCUGUAAUGGCUUUUGACUACAACAAACACAUGGGCUAUGUAGAUAAGGCUGACCAUUUCUUGUCAACAUAUAACAUUGACAGGAAAUCUAAGAAAUGGUGGCAUAGAAUAUUCUUCCAUUUCUUAUAUGUCAUUGUUGUCAAUGCGUAUAUUUUGUACAAAGAGAAGAGAUUGAACCCAACUUUGACUUCGAAAGAAUUCAGGUUACGUUUAGUAGAUGAAUUGGUAGGACACAAACUACCAAGUUCAACUGGGAAGAAACGUAAAUUGAGUACAAUCUCUUCUUACAAACCAAAAGUGUCAAAGAAAAAAGAAAAAGUCAAUCAGCUUAUAUGCCUGAAAUUAUCGCUUCACCUAGACGCUGCGCUCAUUGCAGUACUAAAGCCGACCAAAAGCGAACAUCAUGGAUGUGUAAAACUUGCAAUGUACCACUCUGCCUGCUUCCCACAAGAAAUUGCUUCGCUGCUUACCACUGCUGAAAAUAAAAUUCAAUUGUCCAAAGCAAGACACAUCAAAACUUUAUAA